This is a messenger RNA of Anas platyrhynchos (mallard), 2735 nucleotides long. RefSeq names its product gamma-glutamyltransferase 1 (gene GGT1). Gene Ontology annotation, molecular function: glutathione gamma-glutamate hydrolase. The record is from RefSeq and is a predicted model, not a curated record. Gene Ontology annotation, cellular component: plasma membrane. NCBI's taxonomy places the organism in Eukaryota, Metazoa, Chordata, Aves, Anseriformes, Anatidae. Gene Ontology annotation, biological process: glutathione catabolic process; regulation of immune system process; regulation of inflammatory response.
CUGCGGAGAGUUGGUUUUAGCUGUGGUUCUUGCUAUCUGCCUGGCAAGUGGAAGGAGGAGGAGAAGAAGGAAGUAGGCUGCACAGCAAGUAGAGGUGUGCUGUAGGGCUGUUGGAUUUGCAAAAUGAGUGGGACAUGAAGCUCUGCGAUGGACUGCAGUGUCCUGCACGGCUGCGGCACAGCCAGGCCCUGAGAGCAGCGGGUGCGUGGGGACAUGCAAUUUCCUUGGAGAAGGUUGCAGCACCACAGGAGCUACCAUGGCAGGUAACAAACAGACCCUCAGCUGGGAUGCCUUUGUCAGCGACUCCUGAGAGCGUGUUACUGCCCAGAAAGAUGAAGAAGCGCUAUGUGGUGGCUGUAGUCCUGACUGUAGUCCUACUGGGGCUCAUCUUGUUCCUGGGACUCUUCUUCGGACUGCGCUCUGACUCAGAGGACACACACACCUAUAAGAGGGCGGCUGUGGCUACAGACGCGGGGCAGUGCUCAAUAAUUGGAAGGGACAUCCUUCAGCAAGGUGGAUCUGCGGUAGAUUCUGCAAUUGCAGCUCUGCUCUGUGUGGGACUCAUGAACGCUCACAGCAUGGGCAUUGGAGGGGGACUGUUCUUUACCAUCUACAACAGCACAGGAAAAGUGGAAAUCAUUAAUGCAAGAGAGGUGGCACCAAAAAGAGCCUCGGAGGCCAUGUUUGGGAACAACACACAGCUCUCUCUGAAAGGAGGAUUGUCCAUCGCUGUUCCCGGAGAAAUCCGUGGCUAUGAACUGGCUCACAAACGUCAUGGCAGGCUGGCGUGGAAAGACCUGUUUAUGCCCAGUGUCAAGUUGGCAAGAGAAGGAUUCCCUAUUGGGAAAGGCCUUGCAGCAGCCAUCAAAUCAAGAGAGACGUCAAUUGAAAACAACCCCUCACUGUGCGAAGUGUUCUGCAGAGGAGGGAAAAUUCUGCAAGAGGGUGAUAUUGUCAAGAUGCCUAAACUAGCCGACACAUAUGAGACUAUAGCCAAUGAAGGAGCAGAUGCCUUUUACACAGGAAGCCUGGCAAAACAGAUCAUCGCUGACAUCCAGAGUGUAGGGGGGAUUGUCUCAAUGGAUGACCUGCGGGACUACAGUGCAACGGUGAUUGAAGAUCCCAUACAGGUUACGCUUGGGGAGUUUACCCUCUACACACCUAGUGCCCCCCUGAGCGGCCCAGUGCUAGCCCUCAUUUUCAACAUACUGAAAGGAUAUAAUUUCUCUGCUGACAGCAUCAAAACUGUGGAGAAGAAAGGUCUGACUUACCACCGCAUUGUGGAGGCCUUUCGCUUUGCCUACGCCAAGAGGACUUUACUGGGAGAUCCAAAAUAUGUCAACAUUACAGAGGCAAUCAGAAACAUGACGUCCGAGUUCUUUGCUGAUAGUCUCCGAAGAAAAAUCACAGACAACACUUCCCAUCCAGUUGACUACUACGAGCCAGUAUAUUACACUCCAGAUACUGCCGGUACAUCCCACCUCUCCAUUGUGGCUGAUGAUGGCAGUGCUGUGUCCGCCACCAGCACCAUCAACCAAUACUUUGGCUCUGACGUACGAUCCAACGUGAGCGGAAUCAUAUAUAACGAUGAGAUGGAUGACUUCAGCUCACCUUACAUAAUCAAUGGAUUUGGGAUACCUCCUUCUCCAGCAAAUUUCAUAGCACCAGGUAAACAACCGAUGUCCUCCAUGUGCCCCUCCAUCUUGGUGGACAAAUCAAAAAAGGUCAGGAUGGUGGUUGGUGCUUCUGGAGGAACAAAAAUAACCACAGCAACAGCACUGACAAUCAUCAAUUCCAUCUGGUUUGGCUAUGAUGUGAAGAAAGCAGUGGAAGAGCCCAGAAUUCAUGAUCAGCUGUUUCCCAAUAUCACGGAGCUUGAGGAGCAAAUAGAGGAGGGUAUAGAAGAACAACUAAAGAAGAGAAAACAUGACACCACACGAGUAACUGGCGGUGCGGUUGUGCAAGCCAUUCUCAGAACAGAUGAUGGAUGGGCUGCAGCCUCCGAUUCCCGGAAAGGUGGCUUCCCUGCAGGCUACUGACCUGGUUCAGCUCCUUUUUGUCAGUGAUCUAGUGACACUGAGGUGUGUCUGGGGGGGAAGAUCCUUUAGGUCUGCAACUCAGGGAAUUCUCACAGGAAAGAGAACAAAUUUGCCUGUGAUUCUAUUGACAGAGCUGGGACUGAUGUUCUCAACAGCCAUGCCUAAUGCCACAGCAGUGUGCUAAGACAAACAUGUCUACCAGGACAUGACCUCAUUGAAGAAUCUGUUCUGCUUUGAAGAGUUUGAUUCCUGCCUCCUCUCCAUCCCACGAAGUCAGAUUGGGUACCUAGUUUUUGAAGAAGGUCCAGCUCACCCAAGCUGCAGGAAGUGUUUUGUUUGCACAGUUUCAGCUACCACAGUUUCAGUGUCCCUGUCACAGCUAGAGAAGAGAUUUGUUUCUUGUUGAGUAGAGGAGUUACAGGACCAUGGGAACUGGGUUUUCUAAGUUACAAACUAAUUGAUCUGUGCCACAGUGGUGAGCUCAGCUCUAGCCUGGGAUAAACCUUCACAAACUCACCACUAUUUCUUUUAACAAAAGAUGUUUCUGCUUUUCACUUCAGUUGAUUAAUGGAGAUGGAUGGGUAACUUGGGAAGUGGCUUCAAACUUUCUUAUAUUUCUGUUGAGAAGGUCUAAAGGGAAGAUACUACCUGUAAAACUCUGAGCACAAUUAAAAUAAAUAAAAACGGAGCCACAUA